AUGGACCUUGCUACAAAAGUGACUCUGUUUCCAUGGGAUCCCAAUUCGGAUCUUCAUGUAGAAUUGCUUGUGAAGCAACGGGUGGAAUGCAGUUGGGACCAGGAAAAAGUUGAAGCGAAAUGGAAAGAACAACAACUCAAGGGUGAGAAGUGUAUUUAUUGGAUUGUGCUGCCAUGGCAUGAAUCACAGGUGGCAUCAGAAGACGAGAAGCUUCAAGAUACAGCGACUGCAAUCAAUACUGUACCCCGUCAGCCAACAAAAGAGAGCUUUAUUCCAAUCGGUCAUAUCUCGCUGGAUUCCAAAAAUGUCGAAGCAGAGCACAUUGACCUAGACCUGCCAUCUAAAAACGUUUUCUGGAUUAAGACAUUCUAUAUCAGACGACACAUCCAAGGCCAGGGUAUUGGGCGAGCUGCGAUGGAUGAGGUCGAGUUCAUGGCAGUGCGAGAGCCACUUCAGGCCAAGACAUUGAUGCUGGACACGGUCCAAAAAGACGAUCAAAAGCGAGAGGAAUUUGCAAAUGCGACAUAUGGUGGUAUUCCGAAAACUACUAAUGAGGAGUGGUAUUCUCGCCGGGGCUAUCGUUUGAUCAAAACCAUGCAGAACUACUACCGUGUUGCGGAUAAGAAUGGAAAGGUUUGGGACACGAAGACUGUCUUUAUGCGGAAAGAUAUUGCUGUUCUUCAUGGUGAGUAA
Messenger RNA from Penicillium canescens, 693 nucleotides. RefSeq names its product GNAT family N-acetyltransferase. The record is from RefSeq and is a predicted model, not a curated record. The transcript is spliced from 3 exons. Lineage: Eukaryota; Fungi; Ascomycota; Eurotiomycetes; Eurotiales; Aspergillaceae. Gene Ontology annotation, molecular function: acyltransferase activity, transferring groups other than amino-acyl groups. Bases 1 to 693 code for a protein of 230 amino acids.